Molecule: messenger RNA, 996 nt
Organism: Alternaria conjuncta
Lineage: Eukaryota; Fungi; Ascomycota; Dothideomycetes; Pleosporales; Pleosporaceae
Exons: 3
Coding region: 1-996 (331 amino acids)
Molecular function (GO): protein binding
Source: RefSeq, a predicted model, not a curated record
AUGGAACUCGGUAUAAUCCCCACAUCGCCAGUAGGCAACGAGUACUAUGAAGUACGCGCCAUUCCCGGAAAAGGCUACGGAUGCGUCAGCCUCAAACCCAUUCCGCGCGGUACACGCAUCCUCGCGGAGGACCCCCUCCUGAUCGUCCCGGUCGGCGACUACAUGCUCUCCGAUGUUCAGAAAGCCUUCGACAGCCUCACCCCUUCGCAACAGACACUCUACUACACACUUCACUCCUCACACGGCCAGGAUCCGAAUAAAUGGCCGUCGCGCAUCCACGAAUCAGUCCCACCCCAAGAAGUUCUUCGAAUCAAGGAACAACACAAAGCGCGAACCGAUCCCUCACCAAGUCUGAUCAGUAUAUUCCAGACAAACUGUAUGGAGAUGAAUGCUGGCGCCGCAGUAUUCCCGCACGCCGCCCGCUUCAACCACUCUUGCAACCCAAACGCCUGCUUCUCUUGGAACGCCUCCAUCGGCAAAGAAACCAUCCACGUCAUGAAUCCCAUCGCCGCGGGCGAGGAGAUUACGCUAUCUUACUGCGACAUGAUCCACGACAAGUCGCUCCGCGCGUACGAGCUCAAACACUACGGCUUCACCUGCGAUUGCCCGGCCUGCAGCGACGAUGAAGAGGACGAGACAGCGUUUGGAUACCAGAGUGCAGAGCGGCGAUUCCGGUUACAAGAGCUGGAGCGUGAGACGAGGUUCUUCCGUGGCGCAAACCUGGAAAAAGGCGCACAGCGAGAUGAUUUCGUGAAGAAGCUGUUGCAGUUGGCGGCUUUACACAAGGCUGAAGGGGACUUUACCGCCAGACUGGCAAAUGUAUUUCUCGAUAUUGCGCUAGUCUGUGAGCUCAGGGGAGACCUUGGUAUGGCGGAGUUGACUGCGGGCAAGGCUGUGGAGGUCAAGAGGGACUGCCAGGGGGUGGACUUCCCCAACUACAGCAGGUAUACUGACGUGCUUCAUCGGAUCAAGACAAAGGUGGCUUUGAAGGGCUGA